This is a messenger RNA of Penaeus monodon (black tiger shrimp), 1272 nucleotides long. RefSeq names its product glutamate receptor 1-like. The coding region runs from base 1 to 1026 and encodes 341 amino acids. The record is from RefSeq and is a predicted model, not a curated record. Gene Ontology annotation, cellular component: membrane. Lineage: Eukaryota; Metazoa; Arthropoda; Malacostraca; Decapoda; Penaeidae. Gene Ontology annotation, molecular function: glutamate-gated receptor activity. The transcript is spliced from 7 exons.
AUGGAUCGGAGUACGUGGGAGUUGCUGAUCCUCAAACAGCUCGUCCGUGAUUCCUGGUCCUUCACGGCCGUUCUAGGACCCUCUAAGAACACGGACGUAGGAUUCCCGGGUAACAGGACAGCGGAGGACCUCGCGAAGUGCCAGGGACUGCGGGUCAUGAGGUUUCUCUCCCUCGGGAAUCUGAUGCUUUUGAAGGAGAUCCUUCUUAACGGCGAAGCAAAGAUGAAAUGGCUGCUUAUCUCUGACGAUGAGUCCGUGAAAAUCAUGACUUCACUUUAUCUGCCUCUUGAUAACAAAAUCACAAUCGCCUGCGUCGAAAACCGCUCCGUCGCACUGACCGAGAGACACCAACUCACACACCAACACGGGCAGCGCGUAACCACCGUCGGGUACUGGUACGCUGACGAAGGAGACCCCACAGGAUGUACCCAUCUCCACGGGCGUGAGAGCGGACACAGGAAGAAGAUAAACCCCCGUUUCCCUUCUCAGUAUGAACCACUGAUCAUACUGAAGCAUCAGGCAGACGGCACAGUGCUCAUAGAUGGCGUGAUGGGCAAAGUCUUCACUACGCUUCAGGAGAUAGCGAAUUUUACGUCAGCGUGUUACCGCGUGAAGGACGGGCAGUGGGGAGCCGUGGUCGACGGCGAAUGGACGGGCAUGCUCAGGGAAGUGAAGGACAGGAGAGUCGACAUUGCUGUUGGGCCUUUGGGAAUCACACUCAAGAGGACGGCCAUUGUCGAUUUCCUUAUUGGUAUUGUCAAUUCUGAUUUCAGAAUCGCUUUAAGGAGACCAUCUAACGAGGAUUAUAUGUGGACGGUCUACACAAAGCAGUUCGACUUGAGUGUAUGGCUAGUAUUAAUCUUCCUAACAGCUGGUCUUGUGUUAUGCCUGUAUGUCGUGUCUCGCGGUUUCUCAAGGCGAGCGACGAUCUCGUUCUCGGACUGCGCCUUGACUAUUUUCGGAUUUCUCUGUGGACAAGGUGAGCCGAGGGGGAAAAAGUGGAAGAAAAAAAUAAACAAAAAAUAGAGGAGGGAAGCAGGAAAUAGAAACACGAAUAAGUGAAGAAAAAUAAGAAAGAAAUAGAGGAAAAAAUAAUAUGAAAGUGGUAGUGGUGUCUUCCUGUUCAACAAGAAAUUGAAUGACAGUGACUUCUGUAUGACAAAUCUGUAAUGUCAUUCAAUGGCAAAGCUUUGGUUUCUCUCUCGCUCUUACAAUCUACCUAUCUAUCUAUCUAUCUACAUCUGUCUCCGUACUCCUUCAUUUCUAUCUCUA